AUGAGAUUAUCGGUACAAUUGUUGGAACUAAUGGACCUGGAGAACGUAAAAGGUCGGGGAAUGAUGUUUGAGAUGUGGCCGCCAACACUAGCAUAUCACCAUGCACUCAAAGCUGUAUACGCGCCUGCUCCAAUCUACAUGGAACGAAAAUGGCCAGGGUCUUUAUUGCAGAGUAACUUUAAUGGCGGCAAAGACAGUAGUAUCGGAGGCUCAUCGUCAUCUGUACUCAAUCACGAGCAGGAUUUUCUAGAGAGCACUUGGUACUGGAAUGCUAAGUGGCCUAUGGAAAUAUAUGAGAGAUGGAUAGGGGUUGCUACAAGCGGGCCGGGCUCUUCAAAGGUACUUGCAUAUCCUGUCGCAUGCUAUGCAGCUAACUAA
Molecule: messenger RNA, 378 nt
Organism: Fulvia fulva
Lineage: Eukaryota; Fungi; Ascomycota; Dothideomycetes; Mycosphaerellales; Mycosphaerellaceae
Exons: 1
Coding region: 1-378 (125 amino acids)
Source: RefSeq, a predicted model, not a curated record